CAAACACAUAUAGACCCCCUUCCUCCUAUGCCAUUCCCUUUUUCAUUCCCACCAAACACUCACAAUACAAAGCCUUGAAAGAACAGACCAGAUUGUCUUUUCAGCCAUCAACCAUUUCAAUAAACAUCUACAACACAACUCUCACCCAACAACAACUACCCCCUACAAACAACACAACCGCAACCAUGAGCUCCCCUUACACUGUCCAAAUCCACCAGAGCACCAAGGAGCCUUCCAUCUCCAGCUCUUACAGCUACUCUUCUGGUUCGUACAGCUCUUCAACCAGCACAACGCCUCGAUCUCUUUCCCCUGGCGAUUACCGCGAGUACGGUGCUGACAAGCACACUACACAAGUCGCCAGCUCUGGUCGAAACUUGGUCAUCAACCACAACAAAGUCUCGUACGAGAAAGACUCGCCGGCACCAAAAUAUUCUGGCGCAUAUACGAGGAUCUAAACAACACUUGGCCACGGCCAUAUUUUCGAUUUCCUAUGUUUCAUCGAUUUCGAACAGCGACAUGUAACGGAUAUGGGAUAUACAACAUAGACAGGCGUUUUGACAUUUGGAGAUAUGAGGCAAGAUUGAGCGCAGCGUGGCGAUGUAUUAUGGAUUAGAGAGCAUGGGUUGUACAACGAUAACCAAGAUUGAUAGACACUGGGACGGGUUGGAUUGAGCCGAGACUGUUUUUCUUUUCCCUUUCUUUCUGCUUGUAUCAUUCUUUGUACUUUUACUAUUCGAGCGUCGGACACCUUGCGGUCCGCGCUGAACUUUUUAGAAGGGCCAAAUCUCCCGUCUUGACCUCUUACAAGUCGAGAUGGCUGGAUGAGAUGUGAGACAGCCCGCCGGACUGGUCCGAUUAUAGCGACCUAAAUUGAGACCAUGGAAGAAAAUUUCCAACACACCAUUCAGCUGUUUCAGCUCCUUUCUAAUUUCAUCUGUGCUUUUU
Molecule: messenger RNA, 945 nt
Organism: Fusarium oxysporum Fo47
Lineage: Eukaryota; Fungi; Ascomycota; Sordariomycetes; Hypocreales; Nectriaceae
Exons: 2
Coding region: 186-455 (89 amino acids)
Source: RefSeq, a predicted model, not a curated record